AUGUACUCAGACUGGUUAUCUGGGUGCUCGAUUUUAUUUGAAAGUCUAUGUGGUUGGUUUGACGGGGAAAUUGGGCACUUACUGAAAAAUAAAAAUAGAGACAUCUGGGGAAGCAGGUGA
This is a messenger RNA of Spirodela intermedia, 120 nucleotides long. Lineage: Eukaryota; Viridiplantae; Streptophyta; Magnoliopsida; Alismatales; Araceae. The record is from the annotation of a GenBank genome assembly.